UGGUAAUGCUGCAGGGUUCUGGUGGCGAUGCCGGCGGUCGUCGAGAGGUUCAUGGACUGGACGGUGUCAUGGCUGCCGAUGUACGAAGAGGCGAAGCUGCUGCUCGUCAUCUACCUCUCGCACCCUAGCACACGGGUUGCGGGGCAUGUGUAUGAAGGCUUCCUCCAUCCGCUGGUGGCGUGGCACGAGGCCGACAUCGACUGGGGCCUGCUUGAGCCGAGGGCUAGGGCGAGGGACGUGACAGCGUCACAACUCAAGGCGGCAGCUAUCAUCGGUCAAGUGUGGCUCGUCGAGGCUAACCACUGUGUUUCGUCGCAGCUGCAGGCCGUGAAAUCAUGCUAGGAAGGCGCCAUGCAUUGACAAGUGAGCCGAUUUUUGGAUCGGACCAUAACAACAUGUCUCAGUCUCUGACGUCUAGAAGUAGUGGUAAAGUUUUGAAUUUGCAUGCCAAGAACCACUUAGGUAGGUAGCUGACACGCACAACACUGUGUUUACACUCUUACUUAUGUAAAAUAUAUGAAUUAUACAUGAGUUGCCUCUACAAUGAAGAACUGUGAUAGUAGAUACGACAAUUGUGUGAUAGAAUGGAAUUGAUUGAUUUUAUUUUUUUAAUUUCAAAUAAGUUAGUAGU
Messenger RNA from Triticum dicoccoides, 631 nucleotides. RefSeq names its product HVA22-like protein i. The record is from RefSeq and is a predicted model, not a curated record. Lineage: Eukaryota; Viridiplantae; Streptophyta; Magnoliopsida; Poales; Poaceae. The coding region runs from base 28 to 342 and encodes 104 amino acids. The transcript has 2 exons.